This is a messenger RNA of Manihot esculenta (cassava), 3113 nucleotides long. RefSeq names its product protein SAP1. Lineage: Eukaryota; Viridiplantae; Streptophyta; Magnoliopsida; Malpighiales; Euphorbiaceae. The record is from RefSeq and is a predicted model, not a curated record. The transcript is spliced from 17 exons. Gene Ontology annotation, cellular component: mitochondrial outer membrane. Bases 248 to 2755 code for a protein of 835 amino acids. Gene Ontology annotation, molecular function: ATP hydrolysis activity; ATP binding.
CUUUCUAAUUUUCCACUUCAAAAGCUAAAACCGCUCAUAUAGCGGAAGGUAACCAUAAAAAGAUCUUCCAUCUCUCCUCCGCCGCCACUCUACCGCCCCUUUUCCCCUCUUUCCCUCUCAUGUACGAUCCACUUUUUUUGCUAUUUAUAAUUAUUUUAUUUCAAAUAAAAUUUAUAAAUAAUAAUUUAAAAUAAUUAUAGAAUAAUCCUUACACCAGCAGUUGAGGCAACUCGCAUACCUCGAUCAAAUGGAACAAAAGCAUAUGCUGUUAUCGGCUUUGAGCGUUGGUGUUGGCGUAGGGGUAGGGUUGGGGUUGGCAUCGGGACAGAACAAAUUGAAUGCAAAAGCUUCGCCUUUGAAUGCUAUAACUGCAGAGAACUUAGAGCAAGAAAUGCUCAGGCAAGUGAUUGAUGGCAGAGAAACUGGUGUCACCUUCGACCAAUUCCCUUAUUACCUCAGUGAGCAGACUAGAGCAUUACUAACAAGUGCUGCAUAUGUUCACUUGAAGCAUGCUGAAGUUUCCAAGUACACAAGGAAUCUUGCGCCUGCAAGUCAAGCUAUAUUGCUUUCAGGACCUGCUGAACUUUACCAACAAAUGCUUGCGAAGGCUUUAGCUCAUUAUUUUGAAACUAAAUUGCUGUUGUUAGAUGUUACCGACUUUUCUUUAAAGAUUCAGGGCAAAUAUGGAACUGCAAUGAAAGAAUUUUCUUUCAAGAGGUCUAAUUCAGAGUGUACACUGGAUCGACUGUCUAGCUUCUUUAAAUCACUACCGAUCCAUCCUCAGAAAGAAGAACGAAAAGGCGGUCUGCGAAGGCAAUAUAGUGGCAUGGAUAUUUCUUCAAGGGCAAUUGAAGGUUCUUCUAGUGCUCAUAAGCUAAGAAGAAAUGUUUCUACAACUAAUUUAAGUAACCUAGCUUCACAAUGCACUGCUGCAAAUACAGCUCCAUUGAAGUGCACGAGUAGUUGGUCUUUUGAUGAGAAGCUUUUUAUACAGUCCCUUUACAAGGUUUUGGCUUAUGUGUCUAAAGCCAAUCCCAUUGUGUUGUAUCUUAGGGACGUUGAUAAGUUCUUAUCUAGGUCACACAGAAUAUAUAAUUUGUUCCAGAAGAUGCUAAACAAGUUGUCUGGAUCAGUGUUGAUUCUUGGUUCACAAAUUGUGGAUCUGGGUACUGACAAUAGAGAGGAGGAUGAAAGGCUUCUAGAUCUUUUUCCUUACAACAUUGAGAUAAGACCUCCCAAAGACGAAUACCAUCUUUUAAGCUGGAAAUCCCAAUUGGAGGCAGAUAUGAAGAUGAUCCAAAUUCGGGAUAAUAAAAACCACAUUAUGGAAGUUUUGUCAUCAAAUGAUCUUGAUUGUGAUGAUCUUGACUUAUUAUGUGUGACAGACACAAUGGUUCUCAGUAACUACAUAGAAGAGAUUGUGGUGUCUGCAAUUUCUUAUCAUUUAAUGAAUAACAAAGAUCCUCAAUAUAGAAGUGGAAAACUUAUUAUAUCAUCCAAGAGUUUGUCGCAUGGACUCAGUAUAUUCCAGGAAGGCAAGUCUGUUGACAAAGAUACUCUAGAUUUGGAAGAACAAGUUGAAGCGUUUAAGGAAGCAAGAAGGAUUGGAACCAUUGGUGUGCAGCCAGCAACAAAAGUUGACACUCUGAAACCUGACAACAAAACUGUAGUAGAGAAGUUAGAUUCAGGGGUAAAGACAGAUGCUGACAAUUAUUUACCAGCUUCAAAAAUUCUGGAAGUUCCUGACAAUGAAUUUGAGAAGCGCAUAAGACCUGAGGUGAUACCAGCAAAUGAGAUUAAUGUAGCAUUUUCCGAUAUUGGUGCAUUAGAGGAGACUAAAGAAUCCCUUCAGGAACUGGUAAUGCUUCCUCUUCGAAGACCAGAUCUUUUCAAAGGAGGACUGCUAAAGCCUUGUAGGGGAAUCUUGUUGUUUGGGCCUCCUGGCACUGGAAAGACAAUGUUGGCCAAGGCCAUUGCCAAAGAGGCUGGAGCAAGCUUCAUUAAUGUAUCCAUGUCUACAAUCACUUCCAAAUGGUUUGGGGAAGAUGAAAAAAAUGUUCGAGCUUUAUUUACACUAGCAGCCAAGGUUUCCCCCACAAUUAUUUUUGUCGAUGAGGUAGAUAGUAUGCUCGGGCAACGGACUAGAGUUGGAGAGCAUGAAGCCAUGCGAAAGAUAAAGAAUGAGUUCAUGACACAUUGGGAUGGGCUUAUGACAAAGCAGGGUGAGCGCAUCCUUGUUCUUGCUGCAACCAACCGACCAUUUGACCUUGAUGAAGCAAUUAUUAGGCGUUUUGAGAGGAGAAUCAUGGUGGAACUUCCUUCUCCUGAGAACAGGGAAAUGAUAUUUAGAACCCUCUUGUCAAAGGAAAAGGUUGAAGAAGGAGUGGAUUUUAAGGAGCUUGCUAUUAUGACUGAAGGAUUUACAGGAAGUGAUCUUAAGAACUUGUGCACAACUGCUGCUUAUCGGCCUGUUAGAGAGUUGAUAAAACAAGAAAGAUUGAAGGAUCUGGAAAAGAAACAGAACGUGGCAAAAGUGCAAAAGUUGGUGCAAACUGCAGAUACAAAAGAAGACAGUAAAGAGGAGAGAGUAAUCACCCUUAGGCCAUUGAACAUGGAAGACUUCAAACAAGCACAUAAUCAGGUCGCUGCUAGCUUUUCAGUUGAGGGGUCAACAAUGAGCGAGUUGAAGCAGUGGAAUGAUUUGUACGGGGAAGGGGGUUCAAGGAAAAAGCAGCAGUUGUCUUAUUUCUUAUAAGCACUCACCCAUAUUCACGCAAGCUCCAUUUAAUAUUUUCUGGGAACAACAAGAAAGCAAAUGCGGAUAAUGGCAGCUUAAGGUAGCUUCUCUAUGGGAGAAUUAUAAUAGGGGAGAGAAGAUGCUAAACCCAGCAAAAUCAUCAUGUAAUAUUAUGUAGUUGAUUUGUGUGUAUAAUUCUUCAGGUAGACCUGGUAUGCAGCUGCUUCAUUCUAGGAAUAAGAGUGGCUAGCUAUUCCACAGUUAAUAAUCCACAGCGUAGCUGGAGGCCAUGCUACUUAAUAGAAAUAGUCAAAUUGUCUAGAAAAUCUAAAAUUUUCAGUGUCUUUGUCCAUUUUAGUUAAUUCUUUUAUUUUUU